AUGGCAAAAGAUGUGGAAAGCGUAUUCCGCAUUGUCUACGAUGAUUUGGGCAUAUUCCGCAACGAAAGCAAUGGGCUCUGGCAGAACCGAACGUUCUGCAUCGUCGGCUUCGAACACGAAAUACCAAGCGGUGCGGAACUCAUAAAGUACAUACUGGAGGCGCUAAUCAAACGUGGAGCCAGCGUGGUAAAGUUGCCGAAUGACAAACUCGAAAACAAGACGCUUUCUAUUGUAGACUACUACCUGUGCAAUUACUCCUUGGGAUACAACGCACUUGCCCACGACAUCCUUGAAACCAAACUAGUCACACCAAUAUGGCUCUACACGUGCCACCGAGAUGCACGCAUACAUGACACGAAAACUCUGCCCAUAUUCACGCCAGUGGGUGUGUUCUGCCCGCUGAUGUUCGCCAAGGACGAUGUGACCAUUUGGAUCGUCAGCGAAAUGCCCUCAAAGGAACUCAGACACAGCUCCGAUGUGCUGUCGAGGUUUGCCAGGCAUUGCGGGUUUAGAAUCAUCGGGUUUAGCGAAACUAGAUCAGAUGCCGCACCAAGGUCGAAGACGUAUAUAGUCAUGGGGCAGACUUUGGACAAGGCAGCAGACUCGCACAUUAUCGCAUACGCUAACAAGCAUAAGAUUCCGUGUGUGGCGAUACAGUGGCUUAUCGAUUGCUACGUAGCCGGCGAAAUUGAGGACAUCAAGAAGUACUCCGUUGACAUACAGUUCGAGGCCACCAUGAAACCCAAUUCGAAGAAGCGCAGAUUAAGUGCAAUAGACGCCACCAUCGCAGCAUGCGUUCAGGAGGGUCGCGUAAUGUGUCUGUCAUAUUCGGCUGCCGUCGAAGCCACCGAGGAGGUGCGAGAAAUGAUCAGAAGCAAAGAAAUAAAAGUGCAUGUAAUCAACCCUCUGUACCUACUUGCACCGUGGUCGAUGGAGCAGAUUUCAGGACGUGAGAGGACCCUCUACAACAACCUCUCGCUGGUGGAUGAAGAUCGGAUCAUUCUUUACAUUUCAAGACAGGAGGCGCGCAAUGGCGCAUUUGGGAUAUUCGCGCAAAUAUCCAUGUUCAUGGAGUACUGCAAGUUCAGACGCAAGAAAAGGAACAAAGCGGUGCGCAACAUCGAAAUCCACCCACUGCAAGACAUGUACCUCCCAGCGUACCCCGGAAUAGAAUCAGCCAUCUCCAUACCCGAAGAGAUGUUGGCCGGAGAUUCUCUAGUUUCCAGGGGACGCACAAGAUCUUUCAACUUGUACGACCUCGCCGACAGUGUUGCAUUCAUGGGCGACGACAAUGCACUGCUGGAGGAGGAAGAAAUGUGCGGACCAGACAUACACGUUCGACAGAGCGCGAACGAGUAUAGUAGAUUAUUGCGAGAUGCAGAGUUGCGAUGGAGGGACUCAAAAUGA
Molecule: messenger RNA, 1407 nt
Organism: Babesia ovata
Lineage: Eukaryota; Apicomplexa; Aconoidasida; Piroplasmida; Babesiidae
Product: DNA topoisomerase 2-binding protein 1, putative
Exons: 3
Coding region: 1-1407 (468 amino acids)
Biological process (GO): DNA replication initiation; mitotic G2 DNA damage checkpoint signaling; mitotic DNA replication checkpoint signaling
Source: RefSeq, a predicted model, not a curated record